GCCCGGCCCCAGCUCUUCCCCCGUCUCCCUGUCUUUCUCUCCCACCCCUCACCUCGCUCUCUUUCCCCAGGGUUCGGGAAUGGGCGCGGGCUGGGAGCCCAGCCAGGCCCUCCAGCUCAGAAUGGCUACGGAACAGGUAGAGGUGGGGCCAGGAUUCUCCGGGCAGCCCGGACACGGGGUGUCCCGAGAGCCUCCCUUGACCCCGGUCUCCUUCUCAGGCAUUGGAGGGGGCGCGAAGCCCCGGAAGCCGGGUGUCUCCCCAGGGUUUAGGAGCGGGAACGGGCUGGGAGUCGGGACCCUCCCGGGUGCUGCUGCCCAGCCAGGAUACAGAAAUGCGCUGGGAGCUGGUGCCUUCCCGGGGCUGGGAGCCCAGCCAGGAUUCGGGGGUCGAAACGGUAUCGGUGUUGGGGCUUUUCCCGGAGCAGGAAUUGGAGGGGGCGUGAAGCCUCAGAAGCCAGGACUCAGCGCUGGGAAUGGGCUGGGGGCUGGGGCCUUCCCCGGAGCUGGAGCCCAGCCAGGUCUUGCGGCUCCAAAUGGCUUUGGACCAGGCUUUGGAGGGGGCGGGAAACCCCAGAAGCCAGGAUUCGGGACCGGGGACGGCACCCAGCCAGGCCUUGGAGCAGGAGGGCUGAAACCUCAGAAGCCAGGCCCCCCGGCUCAGAAUGGCUACGGAGCAGGCUUUGGAGGGGAUGUGAACACUCAGAAGCCAGGAUUUGGGAACGGGAACGGCCUGGGAGCUCAGCCAGGCCCAGCAAUACUGCAGGGAUACGGAGCAGGAUAUGGUAAUGGGAACGGACUGGGAGCCAGGCCAGGCCCUGCGGCUGACAACGGCUAUGGAGCAGGCCUGGUGGCCGGCAUGAAGCCCCAGAAGCCAGGUGAGCCUGCCUUGGCCGCCUCUCCCCGUCUCCCCAAACCCUGAGCUUCCCUGCCUC
This is a messenger RNA of Odocoileus virginianus texanus, 932 nucleotides long. The record is from RefSeq and is a predicted model, not a curated record. Lineage: Eukaryota; Metazoa; Chordata; Mammalia; Artiodactyla; Cervidae.